AUGGUCUCCACACUCUUACGGACAACGUAUCGUCGUCAGCUUCAUGCCACUCAAGUGUUUACGUGGUAUAUGAAUGCUCGCACUUUUUCUAUACCUGCACGUAAUCCUUCACUUGAUUCAUGGAAAGAAGAGGAUAAGAUUUAUUUCCAACAGCUUCUGAAGCCCGAGAGUGUACUAUCUAAUACCGAUGAUACUGAAAUGUACACAGUGGAUUGGCUGAAAAAGUAUAAAGCUCACAGUAAUCACCAGAUGGUACUCAAGCCAAAGACUACGGACCAAGUCUCAACUAUUUUGAAGUAUUGUAAUGACCGCAAUUUGCCAGUAGUACCACAGGGUGGCAAUACAGGACUCGUGGGUGGUAGUGUACCGGUUUACGACGAGAUUGUGCUGUCCAUGAAUUCUAUGAACAGUGUGAUCUCGUUUGAUAAAGUAUCUGGUAUCUUGGUAUGUGAAGCGGGUUGUAUCUUGGAAAACUUGGACAAUUACGUAGCCAAGUAUGGCUAUAUGAUGCCGCUAGAUCUUGGUGCUAAAGGCACGUGUCAAAUUGGUGGUAAUGUCGCGACAAAUGCUGGUGGUCUGAGAUUGCUGCGUUACGGCUCGUUGCAUGGUACAGUGCUAGGAAUUGAGGCAGUGCUGGCUGAUGGCACAGUCAUUGACUGUCUAAGUACCAUGCGCAAAGACAACACUGGCUACGAUUUAAAGCAAUUAUUUAUUGGAUCGGAAGGUACAUUGGGCGUCGUCACGAAAGUAUCGAUUCUGACACCACCCCGCUCAUCUUCUACGAACGUGGCGUUACUGGCUUGUGAGGACUUUGUGUCCGUCCAGAAGGCGUUUGUGGAAGCAAAAAAACAUUUAGGAGAAGUGCUGUCGGCGGUGGAGUUCAUGGACCGUCAGUCGCUGGAUAUGGUUUUGUCCCAGCAAGACUGGACGAAGGAUCCACUUGAGACGCCAAGUCCUUACUACAUGUUGAUUGAAACAUCAGGCAGCAAUGCCGGUCAUGACAUGGAGAAGCUCAACGAGUAUCUGGAGAAUGUUAUGGAAUCUGGCGUUGUUGUCGAUGGAACUGUGGCUCAGGAUGAAGCUCAAGCUCGCAAGCUAUUUUUGAUCCGAGAAGAUAUCACUGUUGCUCUUACUGCGCGUGGGUAUGUUUACAAGUACGACGUGUCAUUGCCAAUUGAGCAAUAUUACAAAAUCGCUGAAGAAGCUCGAGCGAGACUCGCAUUAACGGAUGCUAAGGUCGUUUGCUACGGCCAUAUUGGCGACUGCAAUGUUCAUCUAAACAUUUCUACGCUGGAGUACGACGAACAGGUGUUCAACGCGCUGGAGCCGUUUAUGUUCGAGUGGACGUCCAAGCAUCGCGGGAGUAUUAGCGCUGAACACGGUAUUGGUACGCACAAACCUGAGUACCUUCACCUGUCCAAGUCUGCCAAUGCGAUCAGGCUUAUGCAGCAGAUGAAGACGAUGAUGGAUCCUAAGGGAAUUUUGAACCCAUACAAGGUUCUUCCAGCGACCAAGUAA
Molecule: messenger RNA, 1518 nt
Organism: Peronospora belbahrii
Lineage: Eukaryota; Oomycota; Peronosporomycetes; Peronosporales; Peronosporaceae
Source: the annotation of a GenBank genome assembly